Tuber aestivum (summer truffle) is the source of this 1515-nucleotide messenger RNA. Lineage: Eukaryota; Fungi; Ascomycota; Pezizomycetes; Pezizales; Tuberaceae. The record is from the annotation of a GenBank genome assembly.
AUGACAAAUCUAACACAAAAUACUGCUCUCGCGGAGGAAAGAUCCGGCUCAGCACCAGACACCAAGCCCUUAAAGGACCUAGAAUCACAAUUCGACUCUAGUACCCAAGAACUCGAAUCCCCACAAGAGGAAGACCUAGGUUACGGCGACAACUCCAAUGUCCCACAUCUUGGAUAUCUGAGGCUUUUUUGGUUCUUCUUCUACAACUUUGGUCUUUUUGCCUGGGGAGGUCCAGUCGCACAGAUUGCUCUGAUAAAAGAGCGAUUGGUAAUAGAGGACAAAUGGAUAACACUCGCACGGUUUCAGCGGGUUUUUGCCGUCUACCAGAUCCUCCCUGGCCCUGAAGCGACGGAAUUGUGUAUGUUCUUUGGAUGUCUGUCUGCCGGGAGAAUCGGCGGUUUAGUGUCUGGACUUGGCUUUGUCCUGCCAGGGUUCUUGUUGAUGUUGCUGGCGAGUUAUCUCUACUCACUAGCGGGUUUCGAUAACGUAUACUUCAAUGCAUCUUUUCGGGGUGUCCAGCCAUUAGUUGCGGCAAUGGUAUGCCCCUCCCCCUCCCCCUCCAUCUCCGCAUCUCAAGUUAACAACGUAGAGAUCCUCCGGGCAGCCCACAAAAUCGCCGACCAUUGUGUCAUCGAUCCUACUACGAAAAGGGUCAAGCCAUACUUGAUCAUCGCGGGCCUAUGCACCGCCCUCAAUACCGCCUUGCGGAUAAACAUCUUUAUCUCCCUUGCAUUCUAUGGCCUCCUCUACGCCCUCAUAUCCCAACCACGUAUGCUCCUCCCCUCCGCCCUCAUCUUCAUCCUCCAAUACGUCGCGUAUACCGUCUAUGUCGUCUUCCGCGGAGUACCUUCUCCCGUAUCACUCGCCUUGGGAAUUGCGCAAACUCCCUCGUUGAUAAACCUCUUCGUCCUCGGUCUCGUGGCCGGAAAUCUAUCAUUUGGUGGGGCGUAUACCACUAUUCCAUUUAUCCAUGUGGAAGCAGUGCUCAAGGGUGGCUGGCUAUCACAAAGCGUAUUUAUAGACUGCAUCGCUAUAGGAAACAUUCUCCCCGCACCAUUGGUUCUCUUUUCAACAUUCGUCGGAUUUCAGGGUGGCCUUGCAGAUGGAAAGGGCGUUGGAGGGGCAUUUGCCGGCGCUAUAGUCAUCACCCUGGGAAUACUGUUCCCAUGCCUUCUCUUCACUGUUGCAGGACAUGAGCUGUUGGAAAAAUUGGUGCGGAAUAGGUUUCUCGCCAAGUUUUUCGAUGGGCUCUCUGCCGCCGUAGUGGGUGUGAUUGCGGUUAUCGCGGUGGAGAUAUUGCGGUCUUCGGUUAGCGGACGGAGUGAGGAGGGUAUGGGAGGUGGCGAAGCUUCCGGUGAGGGGGACGUGAAGAUAGUGGUGAAGCGAACAGCCAUGGCUGCAAUGGCAGCGGUGCUAUACAUCGUCGGGUUAGCAGUCUUGUAUAGGUUUGGGAACAAGUGGGCCCCUUUGCUAUUAUUGGCCGGUGGGGCUAUUGCAGGACAGUUUCUAUUUGUU